Lampris incognitus (smalleye Pacific opah) is the source of this 4292-nucleotide messenger RNA. RefSeq names its product solute carrier family 16 member 6b (gene slc16a6b). Bases 339 to 2060 code for a protein of 573 amino acids. NCBI's taxonomy places the organism in Eukaryota, Metazoa, Chordata, Actinopteri, Lampriformes, Lampridae. Gene Ontology annotation, biological process: monocarboxylic acid transport; transmembrane transport. The transcript is spliced from 6 exons. Gene Ontology annotation, molecular function: monocarboxylic acid transmembrane transporter activity. The record is from RefSeq and is a predicted model, not a curated record.
GGAGCCGGUACGAGAGCUCAGACGGACAGGAAGCGGUCCGCCGAGCCCUGAGAUCCAUCAGCGGUGCGGGGAGAGCGGACACAGCCGGAGCAUCGCAUCUUGUUAGCAUUUCUUUUCUUUCUUUCUUUCGUUUUAACUUUUAAUGGGAGCGUCGAGUAACCCAGAUUUUCGACUAGAACCCGAUUGGUCCGCCGAAGAGUUGUUUUAAAGCGUAGCGACAAAAUCCCAACGGGGACAACGGAAUGAUAGGGAGGUAGAAAAGCCCCCCCACCACUAAACCAGCCAGCCGUUUCUGUCGCCCAUCCCCGACCAAAGUCACCUGGUGGCUCGGCUCAGCCAUGAGGAUAUCCAAGUCUCAGAGGUGUUUGGGGCCAUGUGUUUACCCGGAGGUGCCUGAUGGGGGCUGGGGCUGGGCUGUGGCUGUGGCCUUCUUUUUCGUGGAGGUGUGCACCUAUGGCACCAUCAAAAGCCUUGGUGUCUUUCUAGAGGACCUGAUGGAAGAGUUUGGAGAGACCAACAGUCGAGUCUCCUGGGCCAUCUCCAUCUGUGUCUUCAUUCUCACCUUCACCGCCCCUCUGUCCACAGUGUUGAGCAAUCGUUUUGGCUACCAGCCAGUAGUGAUGAUGGGCGGCUUCCUCAUCAGCCUGGGGACCAUCACGUCUGCCUUCAUCAAAUCCAUCAAUGAGAUGUAUAUCACCAUUGGCAUUAUCUCAGGCCUAGGCUAUUGCCUCACCUUCCUCCCUACUGUCACUAUUCUUGCCCAGUACUUCUCCAAACGACGAGCCCUUGUAACCUCCAUGGCGUCCUCUGGAGAGUCCUUUGCCAUGUUUGCAUUUGCACCAGCUUUUACUGCACUGAAGAAGCAAAUUGGUUGGCGCUAUUGUUUUGUUAUCAUUGGCAUCCUCCAGGCCUCUGUAAUUGGCUGUGGUGCUCUUCUUCGUCCAAUCAUCAUUGAGCCAGAGACUGAGAGAGCAGAAGAUGAAUCUGAGAAACAGUCUCUCUCUUUAAAACAACUAGAGACAGUCUAUGAAAUGGAUAAUGAGAUAACGCGAACAUCUAUUAGCUCAGGAAAUUCCAACGAGUCUCAGGACUCGGGCGUCACCUCCCUCUCUGCCUCAACUGCAGAUCUUCAGGCUGCAACAGCCACAGCAGAAAGCAAGGCUCUGAUGGAUAGUGAAGAAGAAGAAGAAAAGGAAGCCCAGGGACCAUCACUGUCUACAGCCUCCUCCCCAGUGAAGCAGCUGGAGGCUGGAGUGAGAGAUGAAGAAGGAGAGGUUAAGGAGGGUCCUCUCCAACCCUCUAAGCCCAAGCUCCUGGACUUCUCAGUGCUCAAAGAUGGUGGCUUUAUUUUCUAUUCUCUUUUUGGCCUGUUUGCUACGCUGGCCUUUUUUGCCCCACAGCUCUAUAUUAUCGAACUCAGCAAGAGCCGGGGUGUCGACCCAAAUAUGGCUUCCUAUAUGCUCUCUGUAAUGGCAGUGUCAGAGGUUUGUGGCCGCUUGUCCAUUGGAGUGGUGUUAAACAAGGUUUGCUGCAGGAAGACCCGAGUCCUGUUGGGAUGUGUAGUUCUGCUGUGCCUGGUGCUGUUGGCCUUCACACUGGUGUGGGAGUUUUGGGGCCUGGUUGUGUGCUGUGCUCUCUAUGGAUUUUUCAUGGGCACAGUAGGUUCCACACACAUCCCUCUGCUGGCAGAAGAGGAUGUGGUGGGCGUCAAGAAGAUGGCAUCCUCAGUAGGAGUGUACGUGUGCAUCCAGAGUUUUGCUGGACUGGCUGGACCACCACUAGGAGGUGUGUUGGUGGAUAUCACUCAAGACUAUGGCUCUGCCUUCUAUUCCUGUGUGGUGGGCAUGGCAUUGGGCGCCAUCUGCUUGGCACUGGUGGGACCUGCUAAGUCCGGAAUGUGCCAAAGGGGGAAGAGAAAUGAGGAGGAAGAUAAGAGGCAAGAGGAGAAAGAACAAAAUUCUCCAGACAUUGAUCAACCAGACUUUUUGGAGGUUGACCUGGCCCUGGAGUCCAGUCCAGUCAGACAGGCUCUAAGUAGGAAGAACUCCAUAGUGAUAUGAAUCCUGUCAGUGAUCAACUGGAUAAAUACCUCAUGACUGGGAUGGUUGACACCAGUGUUGAGAAACAUGAAACAACUGGGAUUCUGCAUGAACUGUUUUCAUUCCAUGAAACUACACUACAAAUCCAGACCAUGCUUUUACAUACACAAACUGAGGCACACUUGAAGUGUAUUUAUCCCAACAUAUUCUCCCCUGAGACCAAAGACAUGUCCGUGCUAUCUGCAUGGUCCAAGACUUAGGUUGUUGGUUUACAAUGACAAACACAAUUCUUUUAUGUUUUUGCCAUGUAGCCAAUGUCAAACUACCUUAUUUUUACCAGAAAUAGCUCUCACAAUUUUCCAUGUAUUAUUUUGAUUAAAAUGUGAGUGCCUCUAUCUCAGGAAAUAGAAGUCUUUUUGUCUUUUAGUCUGGUGAAUUAAGUGAGCCCCCAUUAAUAAUUGUUAUUUGUAGAAUAGAAAAUCAGUUCUGCACAACACAAAAUCCCUGUCUGCGUAAUGGGUCUUGGUAAAUUUGGCCUGAUUUUGCUUUAGUUUUAUGUACGAAACAAUCAAUAUCUUUUUGCAUAUCUGUGUGGGUUGACGAUAUUUACCACUCUUACCAUCCUAAUGGCGAUACUACUCCUUUACAUCCCAGCCUCAGGUCCUUCACAUUCAGCCAUAUUUAUCCCCAUCAAAAAUCUGUAUCGUCACUGUUUUCCUUUGGAUUCAUUUAGCGUUUAUGCACUCUAAAUCUGACCUUACCCUAGAGUUGUGCUAGACAUGUUGACAAAUAAUUUGACAAAAAGAUGGCCAGAUAGGUAGCAUAGCGGUCUAUUCUGUUGCCUACCAGCACGGGGAUCUUCGGUUCGAAUCCCUGUGUUGCCUCCCGCUUGGUUGGGUGUCCCUGCAGACACAAUUGGCCGUGUCUGCGGGUGGGAAGCUGGACGUGGGUAUGUGUCCUGGUCACUGCAUUAGCGCCUCCUCUGGUUGGUUGGGGUGCAAAGGGGGGGAGAAGAUGGCCAGAUAGCACUGUCAUUUCUUAAACACUGGCUUAAAUAUUCCCUCACCCUAUAGCAUUUAGCUGCAAUGCUGACUUCAGUGGGUCUCCGGGGUGAACAUACAGAGCUCUUGGCUUUGAAUUGUCAACUCUGCCUCUCAUUUGGCUAAGCUUUUGUUUAUAUACAUUUUAAGUACACACUGUGGCAGGAUGAGGAAAAACACAGGAGACGAAGGCGAGUUUGAACUUUAUUCCUCAGCUCCAAAACCAAACUGAAACAGGAACAACCUUGCACCAGAGAGCCUGGGAACGUAAACCACGCCCCCAGCUCACAGCCCUGCUGGGUGAGAGGCAUAGCCCCUAGUGUCCGCCACAACACUAUGAUAUUGACCACAGCUGUUGUUGAGCAAGAAGUUCUCAUUUUUCUCCGUAUAUGAGUGUAACUGUUUGACCUGGACUUGUUCAUUCAUACUAAAACUCUACAACGUUGUAUUUGUUCAGUCAUUUAUUAACUGAAGCUAUGAGACACCACUGAGCAAGGCAGUUCAGCCGCAGCAUUGUGUGUUGAAUUCAGUUGUUCCACACAAUGCGUUGUUUUUAACUUUGAUAUGACCUCGUAAAAAUAAAUCCCCAUGUCCGUAAUACUGAAGGUCAAAAGCAUUCCCUAAUUUUCUGUCAUCAUGUUCUCAUAUUCCAGUUGAUUUACUGUCGAAUGAUGUAGCUGCAAAUACCUGCCUGCAACAGAAAAAGCCUAGAUAGAUUACACAGCCUACAAUGGAGGGAUUUAAGGUUACUCCAGUUUUAUGUAUUUAUUUUUAAUUCUGUUGUCUUAACUGUAUUCAGUCAACUGAGUUUUAGUUGUGUGACAGCCCUCUUACACAAAUGUCUCUACAACUGGUUCGUAGCAACCUGGGUAGAGAUGCCCCAAUAUGUAUGCCAAGCCAAAAAGGUGAGAGUGGAUGUUGCUACAGGGGGACCACCAGAGUAACCACCAUGUCCUCCCAAACACACCGACAUCUCCACAUGCUGAUGACUUGAAUUUGGGUUUUUUUUUAAAGAAGCAAUCUUGUAUUUCUUUUAUUAGAAUAGUUUUUUUACAGUUCUGAUUCGAUAUUAACAUAUGCAUCGCACUGUACAUUUUUACCGAAAAAAUGUAAUCUUGGGAUUUAAAUGGGUGCCAGGCAGUUGCAUGCCUGUUAAGCGCUUUACUGUUUGUUUUCAUGAUGUAUGUUCAAUUGAACAUGAAAUUAAAUUUUA